Messenger RNA from Chironomus riparius, 814 nucleotides. NCBI's taxonomy places the organism in Eukaryota, Metazoa, Arthropoda, Insecta, Diptera, Chironomidae. The record is from the annotation of a GenBank genome assembly.
UCACAAACAUCGUGGUUCUUAUCGCUUUCUGAUAAGAUAUCUCAAACAUUUGUAUAUAAAUUGAUGCAAAAACUGUUUGAAAUUUAGAAGAUUGAUUUAUUAAAUCAUUCAUACUUCAAUUGAAAACAGUGAAAUUAUUAAGAUGAAACGUCAAAACGAACAGAACGUACAAAAAUGUCAAAACGAACAGAACGUAAGAAUUAAUCCAAUAGCCAAAAAACCUAAGUUGGAACUAAAAGUUUGGAACAAUGAAUUACACUUUUCGAAAAAGGAAAUUCCGAUGCGAUUAGCAGAAAUUGCUUCUACUCGAAGCAAAUUUGAAAACAACAAAGUAGGUGCCUGUAUUGUUGAUGAUGAAUACAGGAUACUUGGAUAUGGUUAUAAUGGAUAUCCACGUUUAAGAAAGCGUGAAAAUAAUGAAAAGUACAAUGCUCGUGAAAAUAAUAUUUUAUACAGAUGUUGUGCUGCUCAAAACGCCAUUCAUCAUUCAACGAGUUCUGUCCGAAAAGCUACUUUAUAUGUGACAUCAUUUCCAUGUGAACAAUGUGCAAAAACCAUCGUACAAAGUGAAAUUAAAAGAGUUAUUUAUUUAGAAUCAGAAACUCAUCAUCCAAACAAGAAUCACAAAGUUUCUGAAGACAUUUUAAAAGACUAUUUGGACGAAAAUUUAAUGACCUUUGCUGAACUGAUGCAAGAUAAACAAUAUGUUUUUAAACCCUUAACUUUAUUAAGUUGAUCAAAAGCAAAACGACACCAAUUUAAUUCAAUACUUCUUUUUCAAAAAAAAAAUUAAAUAAAAAUUUAUUAUUGAGAG